Messenger RNA from Parnassius mnemosyne (clouded apollo), 1512 nucleotides. NCBI's taxonomy places the organism in Eukaryota, Metazoa, Arthropoda, Insecta, Lepidoptera, Papilionidae. The record is from the annotation of a GenBank genome assembly.
AUGACUACCCUAACAACGUUUCCAGAAAAAAAUAAAUGCCCCCAAGUGUGCACUGACAUAGGCGCGUUUAAAAAAGCUGAAAAAACACCAGAACAAGUAAAAGAAGAGAUUCAAUUGGCUGAAAAUGCUAAAGCGAACACUACAACCGCUGCAAAAAUAACCAUUCCUGAGUUACAGGACUUAGAUCCAACCAUGGUUAAUUCGACACUUAGGGAGGAACAUUUACCACAAUUGCAGCCAGCGGCAGACGGUAAAGUCGACUGGACCCCACUCGGCAAUAUGACCGGUACUCGACCCAGGGUUAGUAAAUAUUCUGUUAGUCGGUAUUCUCUCAGUGAAUGGAGGAGACAUAAUGAAGAAGUACUUGAUUCUAGCGUUAUAACUGAAUCAAACAUAAUUGAUUAUAAUGCCAAAACAUCUAUGAUGCAAGCAUUCGGUAACGUAGAUAAACAGCAAAAUGACAACAACGAGAGACUCAAACAGAAAGCAAGGGACAUAUAUAGAUGGAAAGUAGAAGUGGAGAGAGCUUGCAAAGCAAUUACGGAGGAAGUUGAGUUGUUAGAAAUCGAAAGACAGCGUCUCAAAGGCGCUUCAAGAGUUCUUAUGCUUCCGGAAUCAAUCUCGAAGGAAUGUUUGGAUCUACGCUCAAACCGCUCUGAACCGGAUCUAGUUUCAGAUUUAGCUGAACAGGAGCUGAUUAAAGAGAUGAAACUUGUAAGCGAGGUAAGAGCAACUCUUAAAAACACUCUAGACAAAAUUGAAGAACAAAUGGCUAUAAACAAAGCUGCAAAACAUAGGAUUGAAUAUGAUUGGUGCGAUAAAACAACGGCAUAUGAAACAGAGACCACCAACAUAGGUCUUAAUACAAAAACUAACACUAUUAUGUUUAGACCGGGUGCAACAAGAUUCGGAGAUUAUACUGCGCCUGUAGAGUAUUGGGAAUACUUCUGCAGAGAGAAUGUGCAGAAUUGCGAAGCAGCACGUCAGAAAUCUGCAGAUUUACGAGGCAGUUUAAAUGCAAUUUUAGUUAAUGGAGGUAGAAAGCUAAGAAAUCAAGCAGACCGAACUGAUAUGGCCAUAGCAGAAACUGUAGCUAUAACUCAAGAACUGUGCACUAAAUUAGAAGAAACUCUUAGACAUACUUUACAGAGAAUUGCAGACAUGGAAUCAUUGAUUGAUGAUCUCAAGGACUCUAUUAAAAAGAUGGACGCGGCAAUGAAACUGGCACAAACACGGCUUGACAAUCGAAAUACAUCUAGACCCCACGGUGAAAAUGUUAGAGACCUGCCCCAUCUUGGUUUGAUAGAAGAAGUGAAGAAAAUACACGAAACUGUGUCGUCUCUUCUCGGACAGUUGAAGAAAGCCGAGAAAGUGAGACAAGACUUAAUGGAGAAGAGAAUCGUUUUGGAAAAAGACAUUGCUUCAAAGAGGAAAACCCUGAACAUAGACAGAGAUCGAUGUGGAAUGGUCCGUUCACAUUAUCCUUCGGCUUUAGAAUUGGCUGGAUAUUGA